GAGCCUUCUGUUUCCCCGGAAAGCCACUCGUAUACCAAACUAUGGAGUGAUUGUUCCAGAGUAUAGAGGAAAGAGUUCAGUGUGUUAAACAUGGCGCUAACUUGGAAUCCUCAAAAGAAGCACAGUGAUUUGGAGAGGUGGGUGUGUAUUUACCCAGUUUACAUAAACAGUAAGAAAACAUUGGCUCAAGGUCGCAAACUAGCAAAGGACAAAUGUGUUGAAAAUCCGACUCAUCAGGAGAUUCGUGAUGUUCUGUCAGCGGCAGGACUUAGAGUAGGAGUAGAGAAUAAACUACAUCCAAGAGAGCGAAGCAAGGAAUUAUUGUUUCGAGGUCGCAUACGAGUUCACCUUAAGAACGAUGACGGUACACCGGUUCAACCAAAUUUUCCCACGAGAGAUUCUGUUCUUUUACAUUUGGGCACAACUAUUCCUAAGUUGAAGGUUCGUCAGACUAGACAAGCAUCGGGUGAUCAGUCUUCCCAGCAGUCCUCAUCUUCAACUAAAAAAGGAAAAGGAAAGGGGCGUAGAUGAAGUUACAUGUUGAUACAUAACUGCCUUGGAAUAAAGUUUUAUGCCAUUCUUU
Molecule: messenger RNA, 583 nt
Organism: Diprion similis
Lineage: Eukaryota; Metazoa; Arthropoda; Insecta; Hymenoptera; Diprionidae
Gene: Srp19
Product: signal recognition particle 19 kDa protein
Exons: 2
Coding region: 91-531 (146 amino acids)
Biological process (GO): SRP-dependent cotranslational protein targeting to membrane, signal sequence recognition; SRP-dependent cotranslational protein targeting to membrane
Cellular component (GO): signal recognition particle, endoplasmic reticulum targeting
Molecular function (GO): 7S RNA binding
Source: RefSeq, a predicted model, not a curated record